Messenger RNA from Penaeus chinensis, 1293 nucleotides. RefSeq lists its product as uncharacterized. Gene Ontology annotation, molecular function: oxidoreductase activity. Lineage: Eukaryota; Metazoa; Arthropoda; Malacostraca; Decapoda; Penaeidae. The transcript has 6 exons. The record is from RefSeq and is a predicted model, not a curated record. Bases 32 to 874 code for a protein of 280 amino acids.
UUUACUUGUCUUCCGGUGUUUUGUUGAUGAAAUGGCCUCUUCACUGAAAGGGAAGGUAGCGCUUAUUACUGGUGCCACUUCAGGCAUUGGCAAAGCUUGUGCGAUUGCAUUGGCAGCCGAGGGAUGCUCUGUGUCCAUCACCGGGCAGGAACACGGAAGCCUUGAAGGAAGUCACCAAGUUGUGCCGCGAGGCAGGGCUUCCGGAAGGCAAAGGUGGGUCGAGUUACGAGGGAGCAGCGUUCAGAUUCAGAUAUGCUAUAUGAUUUAUGUUGUAUUUGCAGUUGAUGGAGAUGUUGCCAAAGAGGAUGACUGCAAAAAGAUUGUGGACUCCACUGUGGCUCAUUUCAAGAAACUUGACAUUCUCAUAAACAAUGCAGGGAUUCUCGUGUUAGGGGGAAUUGAAAGCAUCAGCAUGGAAGAUUAUGACAGGCAGAUGGAUGUUAAUGUGAAGUCUGUGUUCGUUUUAACCAAGCUUGCUCUGCCGCACAUCAUUGAGACGAAAGGGAACAUCAUCAAUGUGUCGUCUGUUUGCGGGAUCCGAUCGAUUCCAGGAAUGGUAGCUUACAACAUGAGUAAGGCAGCCAUGGACCAGUUUACAAGGAGUGUGGCCUUAGAGGUGGCUGACCGGGGAGUGAGAGUGAAUUCCGUCAACCCUGGGCUCAUUAUCACCGACAUCCACAGGCGAGCUGGCAUGUCACCGGAGAAUUAUCAGAAGAUGGUAGAACAUACCAAAAAGAUGUAUCCCCUUGGCCGAGCUGGAGAGGUUGAAGACGUGACAAAAGCCGUCAUUUAUCUUGCCUCAGAGGAUUCGUCAUUUGUAACGGGUGUAACACUGCCUAUUGAUGGUGGGCGGAUAUUGCAGUGCCCUCGCUGAUUGUGGAGCAAAUGAAGGAAUUUGUUCGUAAUUCUGAAAAUUGCUUCUUUUAAUGUCUGGACAGGGCUGUGCUACCCAAAGUGGACAUCAUUUGUAAUUAUUACACUGUUGAUAUAAAUGAUAUGAUGGUUGUUCUUACUAUAUUUAAACACAAAGUAUGAAAAAAGUAUUACUAACAUAUAAUGAUAUACAUUUAUAUUUUUCAAGAAUGUGUUGCAGAUCAAACCCUUAAAGACAUUAAGAUUGAUAUUAAGUGAUAUUAUAAAGAACAAAAAUUAUGAUUGAUAAUUAUAAGCUUCCUUUUUUUUUAUUAUACAGUAUUAUUUAAUCUUGAGAGUAUAACUUUCAUUGAAGUUGAUAUUGGUUAUUGAUUCUUUGUAAAAAAAAUAAAUAAGUUAAGUAAAUAAUUGCAUUGUAAA